This is a messenger RNA of Clarias gariepinus (North African catfish), 3981 nucleotides long. RefSeq names its product signal transducer and activator of transcription 1a (gene stat1a). NCBI's taxonomy places the organism in Eukaryota, Metazoa, Chordata, Actinopteri, Siluriformes, Clariidae. Bases 175 to 2424 code for a protein of 749 amino acids. The record is from RefSeq and is a predicted model, not a curated record. Gene Ontology annotation, molecular function: RNA polymerase II cis-regulatory region sequence-specific DNA binding; DNA-binding transcription factor activity, RNA polymerase II-specific. Gene Ontology annotation, biological process: defense response; cell surface receptor signaling pathway via JAK-STAT; response to peptide hormone. The transcript has 25 exons.
GUGCACGCGGCUGGGGGGCGGAGCGGAGCGGAGCGCAGGGUUAGUGUUAUCCGUGUUAUCGGUGUUACCGGAGCCGGGGUUAACAGGCCGCGGAGUGACGACUGACCCCUCGGAGGAGAACCGGGAGCCGCAGCCUGGUCCGUCAGCCGUGGUGGAGCGAGGCGAACACCCGAGAUGAGUCAGUGGCUCGAGUUGCAGCAGUUGGACUCCAAGUUCCUGGAACUGGUGGACCAGCUGUACGAUGACAGCUUCCCCAUGGCGAUCCGCCAGUACCUCAGCAACUGGAUCGAGAGCCACGACUGGGACCACGUGGCGAAUGUAGAGAACGAGUCUCUGGCGACGGUGAGAUUCCACGACCUCCUGACACAACUGGACCACCAGCACAGCCGCUUCGCCAUGGAGAAGGACUUCCUGAACCAACACAACAUCCGCAAGAUCAAACGCAACCUGCAGACCCUGUUUGGGGACAACCCUGUCUCCAUGGCCAUGAUCAUCAGCAAGAACCUGAGUGAGGAGAGGAAGAUCCUGGCAGCUGCUCAGAUCUCUGAGAGCUCGCCUCAGAACGCUCAGAGCGACAUGAUGAUCGAGAAACAGAGAGAGCUGGACAGCAAGGUGAAGGACAUCAAGACCAAAGUGCAGGAAAACGAGCAGAACAUCAAGAACCUGGAGGAUCUGCAGGACGAACACGACUUCAAGAGCAAGACUUUACAGAGUCAUGAGGAGCUGAAUGGAACGGUAACGAAGGAGGAGCUAAAUCGCGAGAAACUGUACCUCAGAGCCAUGUUCAUGAAACUCAACGAUUUGAGAAGGGAGGUGGUGGGCCAAAUGUCCGAGGUGCUGAACCUGGUGGAGCAGCUGGAGUACGAGCUGAUCACGGUGGAGCUGUCCGAAUGGAAGAGACGCCAGCAGAUGUCCUGCAUCGGGGGACUCACCAACGUCUGCCUCGAUCAGCUGCAGAACUGGUUCACAGCGCUGGGCGAGUGUCUCCUGAACGUUCAUCAGCAGCUGAAGAAGCUCCUGGAGCUGGAGCAGAAGUAUUCAUACCCCCAGGACCCCAUCAUGCUGAGUCGGAGCUCGUUGGAGGACCGUGCGCUCACACACCUUAAAACACUGAUCACCAACUCCAUGGUGGUGGAAAGACAGCCGUGUAUGCCGACACAACUGCAGAGGCCACUGGUGCUGAAGACUGGCGUUCUGUUUACUCUCAAAGUCAGGCUCCUGGUGAAGCUUCAGGAGUUUAAUCACACGGUUCGGGUGAAAGUGCACCUGGAUAAAGAUGUGACCGAGAAGAGGAAAGGUUUCCGGAAGUUUAACAUCCUGGGGACGAGCAUGAAGGUGAUGAACAUGGAGGAGUCGAUCGGGAUGGCUGCUGAGUUCCGACACCUGCAACUGAAAGAGCAGAAGGUGGCGGGAAACAGGACGAACGAGGGUCCACUGAUUGUCACUGAGGAGCUCCACUCUUUUACAUUUGAGGCGGAGCUGUGCUGGUCUGGACUGGUCAUCAACUUCGAGACGUCGUCUCUGCCCAUUGUGGUGAUCUCCAACGUGAGCCAGCUGCCAUGUGGUUGGGCCUCCAUCAUGUGGUACAACAUGUUGACCUCCGACCCCAAGAACCUGGCGUUCUUCGUGAACCCGCCCCCUGUGAGUUGGGGUCAACUGUCCGAGGUGCUGAGUUGGCAGUUCUCCUCCAUCACCAAGCGAGGCCUGAACACUGAGCAGCUGAGCAUGCUGGGACACAAACUGCUGGGCCCAAAAGCAGCUAAAGACCCUGAGGCUCAGAUUCCCUGGAAUAAAUUCUGUAAGGGAGGCAGUGAGAAGAACUUCACCUUCUGGUUGUGGAUUGAGGGAAUCCUGGACCUGAUCAAGAGACACCUCCUGAGCCUGUGGGAUGAUGGGUGCAUUAUGGGAUUUGUGACUAAGGAGCGCACUAAGGCGCUGCUCAAUGAUAAAGCUCCUGGAACGUUCCUGCUGCGCUUCAGCGAGAGUAACCGAGACGGCGCUAUCACCUUCAGCUGGGUGGAACACACCCCUAACGGUGAACCGCAGGUGCGCUCGGUCGAGCCCUACACUAAGAAGGAGCUCUCUGCCGUCUCCCUGGCCGACAUCCUCAGAAACUACAGAGUGAUGGCGGCCGACAACGUCCCCGAGGACCCGCUGCGCUUCCUGUACCCAAACACGCCCAAAGACGAUGCCUUCUGCAAAUAUUACUCCAAACCUACUGACAAACACGAACCCAUGGACGUGGAGAAGAAGUCGGAUGAUUAUAUCAAGACCACACUCAUCUCCGUGUCUGAAAUGAAAACCUCAGAGUAUAACGACAUCAUGAUGCCGCUGUCGCCUGAGGUGUACGGAGAGCUGGAGCGCAUGACCCGUGAUCUGACUGGAGAGCUCGGAGAGCUGUGCUGUGGCCUUGCCGACGACUGACGGACGAACAGAGCCGAGACGUUUCGCCCCGCGUUCGUCUCCUCCGUCUACAGAAACAGCGCUGGAGCUUCAGCAUGUCCUCUUCACAUUCAUUACUCAGAUUUUUCUAGAAGCUGAACACACAGGUCUAACGCCUACAUUAAAAAACCAACAAGCAAGCAAAAAAAAAAACAAAAAGCCAACGGGAAUUUAACGCACCUUAAAUUUAUGUUAAAAGCACUUACUUGCUGCUGAUGCACUUUUCCUCUUGCCUUACCAGUUAGUCAGGAAGGUGCACCAAAUAUAUGUGCACAGAAAAAAAAAAACUAAACAAAGCUGUAUCUUUUGUAUUAAAUCUUUUUCAUGGAUGAUCAGUAACUGUUAAUCCAUCUCAUUCACUAGCGCAGCAGAUUAGCAUCAUUAGUAUUAUUUUAAAAAGAGGAAUUUUUUUUUUCUCUUCCCCCUCAUCCCAUACACACAGACCACGGCAGAAUGAGGCCUUGUUACUGGAGGCGGGGUUAUUUAAUUAUCUGAACAAACAAUUUAAAUGAUUUAAAGACAUGAGCGCUUUCCAAACUAACACACUUCCACAGUCAGAUCUAAAGGAGGAGUCGGUGAUUAUAACCCCUAAAUAGUAUACUGGAGAAAUACUGUACGUACUUGUGGAUUAGAAGCCCACAGAGGUGUGUGUGUGUGUGUGUGCUUGUGUGUGUGCUAAAAAAAUAGAUAAAUAAAUCCUGUGUUCAUACGAAGCUCUGACUCCGAAAGAAGCGAAGAAAAGAAAGAAGUGGUGCUAUUGUAGUUAAACAGCACCAGGGGGCGUGUUUGUGCUCAGUGAUGUUUUAUAUUGAUACCUUGGCAAUGCACGGCCCUGAAUUCAAGCGGCGGAGUUUAAAAAGGUGUAGAAGUGUAUUUGUGUGGCUUUAAAAAAUAUAUGCAUCGCUGACUCCUCGUUUUACAGCAGUUUUAGAGCCAAUAUGGGAUUAAAAAAAAAAAAAAAAACUGUUAAAAGAGGAAAGGCAGGGAAUUUCCGAGUUUAAAACUCAGAAUUUUCGAGUUGUACGUCAAAAUUGUGGAGAAAAAAAACUUUAAAUUUUAGAAUUUUUUAAAAACCUUGAAAAGGGAAAAAAAAUUAGGAAAAAAUCUAAAUGAGAUUUUUUUGUUUUAUUUUGUUUAUUUUAUUUAGUUUUUAAUAAUAAUAGUAAUUAUAAUAAAUAAAUAUUGUUUCUUGAAAAUUAAACUUUUUUUUCUUUAGAAAAUUUCAACUUAUAACUUGAAAAUUCUAAGUUUUAAACAUGGAAAUUCCCCGCCCCUCCCCCGCCAAUUCUUUUUUUUUUUUGGCCCCAAAACUUCGUCUUAUUCUUUAAAUUUGUAUGACAGAACAACAGAAUGGCAUCCCAAAAUAUGGUAACCACGGCAACAGGAAAUUGACAAAGAGGUUUAUGAGGUACUGGUACACUGCUCCUGUUGUGAAAGGGGAACAUAAGGGGACACGUUUCUGACACGUGCAUGAAGCUGAUGAAGAUUAGAUUAUUAUUAUUAUGACCUUUUAGUGUUUCUCACCACUGCUUUGCUUGG